Molecule: messenger RNA, 1497 nt
Organism: Theobroma umbraticum
Lineage: Eukaryota; Viridiplantae; Streptophyta; Magnoliopsida; Malvales; Malvaceae
Product: polygalacturonase-like
Biological process (GO): carbohydrate metabolic process
Molecular function (GO): polygalacturonase activity
Source: RefSeq, a predicted model, not a curated record
AUGGCGCCUAAGCUUGUUGUGUCUUGUGCAAUAUUAUUCCACCUUCUCUUCUUCUGCGGAACUAGUUCAUAUGCAGCGUCCAGUAUCAAUUUGAUCAAGUAUGGUGCAAAACCAGAUGGAAAAACUGACUCGACCCAGCCGUUCCUCAAGGCAUGGGCAGUGGCAUGCAAGUCAGCUACAGCAGCCACAGUUUACGUUCCGUAUGGGCGCUACUUGGUCAAGGCCGUGGUAUUUAGAGGCCCUUGCAGGAACAGAAUUACAGUUCGAAUAGACGGCACAAUUGUUGCUCCUACCGAUUAUCGUGCACUUGGGAACUCUGGCUACUGGAUCUUGUUCACUAAGGUGAACAGAGUUUCGGUAAUCGGCGGCACUCUUGAUGCAAAGGGUGCUGGCUUUUGGGCAUGCAGGAGAUCUGGAAAGAAUUGCCCCGUUGGAGCUCGGUCCAUAACAUUCAAUUGGGCUAACAACAUUUUGGUCAGCGGCUUAACCUCCAUCAACAGUCAGCUCACUCACUUUGUGAUCAACAGUUGCAACGAUGUGAAGGUUCAAAACGUGAAGCUUUAUGCUCCGGACCAAAGCCCCAACACUGAUGGAAUCCACGUCCAGUCCUCAACGGGCGUGACAAUCACCGGAAGCACCCUUCAAACUGGAGACGAUUGCAUAUCGAUUGGUCCAGGCACCAGGAACCUGGUAAUGAGCUCCAUCAAGUGUGGCCCUGGACAUGGCGUAAGCAUCGGCAGUCUUGGACGGGAUCUCAAUGAAGCUGGUGUUCAGAACGUGACAUUGACAAAUUCAGUUUUUAGUGGAUCAGAUAACGGGGUACGGAUUAAGACAUGGGCGAGAUCAAGCAAUGGGUUUGUGAAAAACGUUGUCUUCCAAAACAUCAUCAUGAACAAUGUUAAAAACCCCAUCAUCAUCGAUCAAAAUUACUGUCCCAGCAAUCAAGGUUGUCCUCGUCAGAGCUCAGGAGUGAAGAUUAGCGGAGUGACAUACAAAAACAUAAGAGGAACAUCUGCAACACAGGAAGCAGUUACAUUUGAUUGCAGCCGUAGCAGUCCAUGCAGGGGGAUCACAUUACAUGACAUAAAGCUCACGUACAUGAAUAAAGCAGCUACGUCGUCCUGCAAAAACGUAGGGGGAACCAGCAGAGGAGUACUUGUGCCCAAGAGCUGCUUAUAAUUACUUUGUUGUAUGCUAGUAAACUUAUGUAAGCUAUUAGGAUCGGCAGUAGGUUCGCACUCGGCAUGGAAGCAAUUAUUAAAGCUUACAUGGUUUGAGUGUUGGUUUCCUUUUCAUUGUUCCACGGUUUUUAAGCUCCAAGCAGUCGAAGGAAGAAAGCGCGCUCAGAGCAUUUUGUGGGGUAGGCUGCAUAUUUAGAAUUGGGCCAAGUUUACCGACAAGGUAAGAAGCAGCUGUCUCAUCAGGCUCUAGUAUGCAUAUCAUACCUUCGUAUCUUGGUCUCUGGGCCAUAAUGAAAGAGAAAAGUGGAAGAUGGUG